AUGAACGUGAAGACGCUGAACUUUGAGCAGUUCCUGCCCAUGAUGCAAACGAUCGCCAAGAACAAGGACCAGGGCUGCUUCGAGGACUACGUGGAGGGGCUGAGGGUCUUCGACAAGGAGGGCAACGGCACCGUCAUGGGCGCCGAGAUCCGCCACGUCCUCGUCACCCUGGGUGAGCCUCGACCCCCCCGCUGGGCCCCCAAACCCCGAUGUCCACAGGGAAACCAGAUCUUACUGAAAAAUAAAACCCAAACUGGGCCGGGGAG
Neopelma chrysocephalum (saffron-crested tyrant-manakin) is the source of this 266-nucleotide messenger RNA. Its product is annotated as myosin light polypeptide 6-like. NCBI's taxonomy places the organism in Eukaryota, Metazoa, Chordata, Aves, Passeriformes, Pipridae. The transcript has a single exon. The record is from RefSeq and is a predicted model, not a curated record. The annotation marks the transcript as partial. Gene Ontology annotation, cellular component: myosin II complex. Gene Ontology annotation, molecular function: structural constituent of muscle.